AUGAGCGCCCAGCCAGCCGACGAAUCAAUCCAAGAAGAUGCACAAUACAUCGAAAUCGACGACGCUGUAUCCGACUCAGCAUUCGGCGAAGGCACGUCAGUCCUUUCCGCCUCCAUCACAUCCAGCAUCCAAGCCUACCGUGUCGAAAACGGUCGCCGCUACCACGCCUUCAAAGACGGGUCAUAUUUCUUUCCAAAUGACGAGAAGGAAAACGACCGGCUUGACAUGCAGCAUGCACUAUUCCUAAAAUCUUGCAAGAAUCAAUUGUACCUCGCCCCGAUCCGGGACAACGUCCAGCAUGUUCUUGAUCUCGGGACAGGGACUGGAAUUUGGGCCCUCGACUUUGCAGACACUCACCCCUCCGCUGAAGUCAUUGGAACUGAUCUUUCGCCCAUUCAACCCUCUUGGGUCCCCCCGAACUUGAAGUUCAUCAUCGACGAUUGCGAAGACGAAUGGCUAUUCAAGCAGAAGUUCGAUUUUAUCCACGCGCGCAUGAUGUGCGGAAGUCUGCAAGACUGGCCACGCUUCAUUGAACAGAGCUACGAAAACCUUGAGCCAGGCGGAUGGCUGGAACUGCAGGACAUAAACAUGCCGUUUCUGAGCGAUGACGGUUCGCUGACUCCCAACACAGCCUUAUGGAAAUGGAGCAAUCAUCUCCUGGAAGCAGGAAAGAAGCUGGGGAGACCCGUAAAUGCGGCGGAGCAAUACAAGAAAUGGAUGGAGGCGGCAGGUUUCGUGGAUAUCCACGAGGAAGUGCACAAGUGGCCGCAGAACCCGUGGGCAAAGCACCCUCGGCAGAAAGAAAUUGGGCUUUGGACCAUGACGGAUAUGCUCGAGGGAUUGCAUGGACUAAGCAUGGGUCCGUUUACGAGGGCGUCGAUCAUGAACCCGGAGGAGGUUGAGGUUUUCUUGGCGGACGUGAGGAGGGAUAUUAAGAAUCCCAAGAUCAGGUCUUAUUGGAGCAUGUGA
Messenger RNA from Coniosporium apollinis CBS 100218, 969 nucleotides. RefSeq lists its product as uncharacterized. Gene Ontology annotation, molecular function: methyltransferase activity. The record is from RefSeq and is a predicted model, not a curated record. The transcript has a single exon. The coding region runs from base 1 to 969 and encodes 322 amino acids. NCBI's taxonomy places the organism in Eukaryota, Fungi, Ascomycota, Dothideomycetes.